Messenger RNA from Heterostelium album PN500, 921 nucleotides. RefSeq lists its product as uncharacterized. Gene Ontology annotation, molecular function: DNA-binding transcription factor activity, RNA polymerase II-specific; protein dimerization activity; RNA polymerase II cis-regulatory region sequence-specific DNA binding. Lineage: Eukaryota; Evosea; Eumycetozoa; Acytosteliales; Acytosteliaceae. Gene Ontology annotation, biological process: regulation of transcription by RNA polymerase II. The transcript has 4 exons. The record is from RefSeq and is a predicted model, not a curated record. Bases 1 to 921 code for a protein of 306 amino acids.
AUGGUUAUUGUUGGUGAUUAUGGUAGUCACAGUAGUAGUGGUUCAAUUCUUAUACAUGUGUGGUGGUGUAAGAGAUAUGAUAAAAUUAGACAGACCACUUUCAGAAAGAGAAAAGAUGGUUUGUUUAAGAAAGCAAUUGAACUAAGCCUCCUUUGUGAUGCUCCAGUUUAUGUCUUGGUUGGCAAUCCAUUACAGAGCGGGUUAUCCUUCUACCAAUAUAAAAGUACUAUCAUGCCAAAUGAGGUAAUGAGACAAUUACCUCUUCCAGUUGAAAAAUCAACCACCUAUAUUGAUCAUGACUUACAAAGAAAAUUUGCAAACCAUUCCAAAUAUAUGAAAGUUCAAAAGAAAUUGUAUCCAAACCCCAAUUCUGACCAAUACACAAGUUUUGUGUAUUCACCAAACGAAUCACUUAGUAGUAGUCCCAAUCCAUUUUCAGAUCCUUCCUAUUUAGAUUCUGUUCUUAAUAUUAAUGGAAAACGUCCAACUGACUCACCAUUAUUAGAUACCUUAAAUAUCAAUUGUAAUUUUACUGAUUCAAACCAUCUUUUUAAACCAAUUUGUAAUGAUAGUCAAACUCAACAAAUUCAACUACCACCACCACAACAACAACAACAACAACAACCAAUUAAUGUUGAUUAUUCACACAAUAGUAAAUUGUUUUAUAAUCAACCAUCAAUUCUUCCAACACCUCAACUAAAUCUAUAUGAUUGUAUACCUCACCCUCAAUUGCUACAAUUAAACAACUAUGCACAAUCGUGUAAUUCUACUCCACCAUCACCAUCACCACUAUUACCAUCGUCACAUAGUUUGUCAUUGGUUUCACAACCAAUGAGCUCUGUACCUCUCCCAACAGAUGGAGUAUGGAACCAAACAAAUUUCCAAUUAUCAUCAUACAUCAAACAAGAAUACCAAUAUUAA